Coregonus sp. 'balchen' is the source of this 38131-nucleotide messenger RNA. The record is from the annotation of a GenBank genome assembly. Lineage: Eukaryota; Metazoa; Chordata; Actinopteri; Salmoniformes; Salmonidae.
AUGAAAGGGAGAGAUGCUGCACCCCUGACGCCGACAGACCGAGUUCUACCGAACACAGCGAGUAAAUGCCAACUUCCCGGGCCCACGGAAAGACGGGGGAGCGCGGGGGAAGGUGUCGGGCAGUGCCGUUGGAGCUGGCUACCUAGCCGGCGACGGAAGAGAGAGCGAGAGAGACGCACUCGAAGAGAGAGAGAGAGAGGGAGAGAGAAAGAGAGAGGGGUGAGCGGGAGAAAGGGGGAGAGGAGAAAGGAUUUUACCAGACUAAUGGCUGCACUGCUACUGGGUUCCAGCCUGCUCUCACCACUUCUUCUCCACCUGCUCCUCAGCCCUUUGUUCGCGGUUAACCCGGGGAAGUUAGCAGGGCCCUGCGGUUGGAGCUCGGGACACUGCCCUGAGACACCGAGCCAUCCAAGGGAAGCUGGGGUCUUGGCGAGCAGCAGCGGUUCGGUGAUCUGCCCCAAGGUGGACGUUACAAUGGCUCCCAUCGGGACGGCUCCCAUCGGGACCAGAAUGCCCAGUGUGGAGUCCUUUUAUAUGGCAAUGCGCGCAUGGAGACCCUUUUGAACCUUUGUGCACGGAAGAAGGAGGUGCGAGAAGGCCGUGGAAUGGAGUCAGGCAUCCCCACCCUGUAGGUAGGAGCAGGAGCAGCGGUGGGGAGAGGGGCGUUGUUUCACCUGUUUUCUCUUCGCUGGUUCAAAAUGCCAAAAAGAGGUUUGUACAAAGGACUAGAGUUUGCGCGCGGUCACCACCCUGUCUGCCGGCCGCCAAACCCGACACAGGGAGAGUCUUUGUGCGCGGCCAAGACCGGGGACCUGCGACCAAGUCAUCGGAGAUUGCUAGAGAUGUUAGAGGGGCUUCUGAAAGGUAUACAAGGACCCUCCACCGGCCACUUCCCCCAACACAGCACAUAUCUACAGCUAAGCAACCACCUGGACCGCUGCCAUGGGGCACUCCUCACUCUCAUUUGGGUGAUAAUGCUUUGAAGGCUAGAGAGGUGGCCACCAGUGAUUGUUCUCAUUUGGGUAGUCACAAUGUUAUCGCUCUCCCCACUGAUGGUUGUAAUCAUUCAUUUACUAAGGCCAUUGGGAGAACGUGGAGGAGUGGGGCACAAGGGCCCUACCCAUACUAUCUCACUUCAGCCACCGCAGGCAGCGCGGCCAGAUGUUACCAGUCACCCAGGAUUACUGAAGGGGCCAUGGUCCUCACAGGUUGUUACUUCAGCCGUGCCCGAGACAGGCUCCGCGCCAGCCCCAGUUCUGGGCAUGCAUUGGGUGUGGGCCGGAGGAGGGAGGGAGAGAAGGCACAAGGCAACAAACACGUGAACAAAAAUGAUCCGGAUAAGGAUUUGGCCUCUGUUUAUCUAACAACCAAGCUUAAGGAGCUGGCUGCUCGUCCACAGAGAAUAUCAGUGUUGGCAGGCGGAGAACAAAGCGCUCAACCCCAGGUAGAGAGUAAGGGGUUACCCUGGGGGUCUCUCCCCAGAACGAGGUGUUGUGGUUUGCAGCGGAUGGAUGUAGGGGGAGGACUUUCAGCAAACAUUAUAGGUCCCAGGGGAAGCAUAGCAGUGAGUAAUCUCGGCAUCCAAUUUUCCCCCACCACAAAUAUCACGGACAGUCUCUGUUUGCCAUCUAAUGGAACCGGUAAUGAAAAUAGAAAUUCACUUACCUCUACUAGCUCGUUUUCCUUAUUCCAUGAUGACAUACAGGCAGUAGAUUCGGCUGCUCGAGCCAAUGUUCCUCAUCCUCAGUCUGAGCCAGCUCACAAUGAGUCAGCUAUCGUCACGCCUAUAUUGUCUUCCAUCACCGCUCUCACUAUAUCAGCCUCUGGACAGGCUGGGGCAAUUAAGUCUGGUGUUACUCACAGGGAUCUUGUUACCACAAACCUCUUCUCAUUCUCCAUGGAGCUCAAUCUGACUAAACGGGAUAGUGACUCAGACUCACCUUCCCGGCCACGGGCUAGCCUCCUCUACACCCCCGCUUCCCUUCACAUAGGUUCAGCACCACAGGCACAAUGGACAGCACCCAUGAAAACUUCUACCCAGCUUUCUCCAAAUAAACACGCAUAUUCGGCUCACCACUUUCAGCCAUUCUUUUUGGAGAGUGUUCACAACGUCAAUAAUAAUAACAACAUCAGAAAUUUCAACCAGAACAACAAUAACAACAAGGAGAACAAAGAGGGGAAUGUUCAGACGAAUGAUGACAGUAAUGAAGCCAAUAGUAGACAGGCGUCAGCAGAUCUGAGUGGACCAUGCUCACAGACACAGCAGGGCUCGGUCCCGGAAGAGUUGCUCCACGCUGCGUGUGUUGACAGCAGCUCUGGCGACAGCUUAACUACUGUCCAGGGGGGCACGCGCCCGCAAUUAAAAUCCGGUAAACUGGUGCCAUUACAACAGGAAGGUGUCAGUCAGCCAGAGAGACAUAUGGGGGGUGAGGUUGAAGAGGGGUCUGGGGGAGGCGAAUUACAGGUGGGGGAGGGGGAAAGACAGGCCAGAGUGGCACGGAGGGAGGAAGUGGAAGAGUGGGAGUCAGAGGGAAUAACAAAGAGAGCUACAGCCCAGACAGAUGCAACUGUAGAGGCAGAGGGACAGAGAGAGAAAGGUCAGGAGAGGGCCAGCCUCACACAGGCACAGAGUGGAGCAGCAGGAAGAGGGGGGGGGGAGAAAGUGUGGCAGGGGGAUGAAAGCACACAGGAAGAAGAAGAGGAGGAAAAACACAGUUCAAGGGGAGAGAGAAGUCUGAAAAGGCAGAUAGUGGAAGAUGCAGGUGAGAAGGACAGAGAGAAAGAGGUUUUGGUGGUGGGGCGCGCUCGCCGAGCUGCCAACAGACACCCUCACUUUUCCCAGUAUAACUUCCAAGUGCAGGUUCCAGAAAACCAGCCCCCAGGCACCUCAGUCAUACCAAUGUCAGCCACCGACCCAGACGCAGGUGACGCAGGCAGGCUCAGCUACACCAUGGCCCCUCUCAUGAACAGCAGAUCCACUGACUACUUCCACAUCGACCCUGACACGGGCCUCAUCACCACCUCCCAGGUGCUGGACAGGGAGCACAUGGACCUGCACUACUUCCGGGUUACGGCGUCAGACCACGGCUCUCCACGCCUUUCUGGCACCACCAUGGUGGCAAUCACCGUGGCCGACCGCAAUGACCACUCGCCCAUCUUUGAGCACACAGAGUACCGGGAGACCAUCCGGGAGAACGUGGAAGAGGGCUACCCCAUCCUGCAGCUCCGAGCCACUGACCUGGAUGCCCCGUCCAACGCCAACAUCCGCUACCGCUUCAUAGGAGACACCGCUGCUGCCGCCCGGGCCGCAUUCGAGAUCGACCCCCGCUCAGGGCUGAUCACCACGCGGGGCGUGGUCGACCGGGAGACCAACGAGCGCUACACACUCCACGUGGAGGCCAGCGACCAGGGAAGGGAGCCCGGGCCGCGCUCGGCCAUCGUUAAGGUCUUCAUCACGGUGCUGGACGAGAACGACAACGUGCCCCAGUUCAGCGAGAAGCGCUAUGUGGUGGCAGUCAGGGAGGACGUCCGGCCCCACUCUGAGAUCCUGAGGGUGAGCGCUACGGACCAUGAUAAGGAUAGCAACGCGGCCGUCCACUACAACAUCAUCAGUGGGAACAGCCGGGGCCAGUUCUCCAUCGACAGUGUGACAGGGGAGAUCCAGGUAGUUGCCCCUCUGGACUUCGAGGCAGAGAGGGAAUACACUCUGAGGGUCCGAGCCCAGGACAACGGCCGGCCGCCGCUCUCCAAUAACACAGGUAUCAUCAGCGUGCAGGUGACCGACGUCAACGACAACCCUCCCAUCUUUGUGUCCACGCCGUUCCAGGCGUCAGUGCUGGAGAGCGCCCCCGUGGGAAGCUCCAUCCUCCACAUCCAGGCCAUCGACACCGACUCUGGGGACAACGCCCGUCUGGAGUACAGGCUGACUGGCACCAGCCCUGACACGCCCUUCGUCAUUAACUCUGCAACCGGCUGGGUUACGGUCAGUUCGGCCCUCGACCGGGAGUCUGUGGAACACUUCUUCUUUGGGGUGGAGGCCAGAGACUAUGGCAUCCAACCUCUCUCCGCCACAGCCAGCGUGACUAUAACAGUGAUGGACGUCAAUGACAACAGGCCAGAGUUCCUGCAGAAAGAGUACUUUGUGAGGCUCAACGAGGACGCGGCUGUGGGCACCAGUGUGGUCGUUGUGACCGCGGUCGACCGUGAUGUCAACAGCGCGGUCACCUAUCAGAUCACGGGGGGCAACACCCGUAACCGCUUUGCUAUAAGCACAGCCGGGGGAUCGGGGAUGAUCUCUCUAGCACUGCCGCUUGACUACAAACAGGAGCGCCGCUACGUUCUGACUGUGACCGCUUCUGACCGCACGCUACAUGACACAUGCCAGGUCCACGUCAACAUCACGGACGCCAACACGCACCGGCCCGUGUUCCAGAGUGCUCACUACUCGGUGACCGUGAACGAGGACCGCCCCCCGGGCAGCACGGUCGUGGUCAUCAGCGCCACGGAUGAUGACGUUGGCGAGAACUCUCGCAUCACCUACUUCCUGGAAGACAACAUACCCCAGUUCCGCAUCGACCCAUCCAGCGGAGCCAUCACCCUGCAAGCCGAGCUGGACUACGAGGACCAAAUGACCUACACUCUGGCCAUCACCGCCCGGGACAACGGCAUCCCACAGAAGUCUGACACCACCUACGUAGAGGUGAAUGUGAACGAUGUGAACGACAACGCACCACAGUUCCUCAGCCCCAGGUACCAGGGCACUGUCAGUGAAGACGCCCCACCCUUCACUAGCGUCCUACAGAUAUCCGCCAUGGACCGAGAUGCCCAUGCCAAUGGCCGCGUCCAGUACACCUUCCAGAAUGGGGAGGACGGUGAUGGAGACUUCACCAUAGAGCCCACAUCGGGCAUCGUACGCACGGUCCGUCGUCUGGACCGCGAGAGUGUCCCAUUCUAUGAGCUGACGGCGUACGCCGUGGACCGUGGUGUGCCUCCACAGCGGACGCCCGUCCACAUUCAGGUGACGGUUCUCGAUGUCAACGACAAUGCGCCUGUGUUCCCGGCGGACGACUUUGAGGUUCUAGUGAAGGAGAACAGCGCUGUGGGGUCGGUGGUGGCCCAGAUCACAGCCACAGACCCAGACGAGGGGGCCAAUGCCCAGAUCAUGUAUCAGAUCGUAGAAGGCAACAUCCCUGAGAUCUUCCAGAUGGACAUCUUCUCCGGGGAGCUCACCUCCCUCAUAGACCUGGACUAUGAGGCCCGCUCCGAGUACGUGAUCGUGGUCCAGGCCACCUCAGCCCCCCUGGUGAGCCGGGCCACGGUGCGCAUCCGGCUGGUGGACCAGAACGACAACCGGCCCCAGCUCCAGGACUUCCAGAUCAUCUUCAACAAUUUUGUGUCCAACCGCUCCAACAGUUUCCCCAGUGGGGUGAUCGGCCGGGUGCCGGCCCAUGACCCUGAUGUGUCAGACCGCCUGUACUACUCCAUUGACCAGGGAAACGACCUGCACCUGCUACUGCUCAACCACAGCAGCGGGGAGAUCCGGCUGAGCCGCAAGCUGGACAAUAACAGAGCCUUGGUGGCCCCCAUGCUCAUUACUGUCACAGGUGAGAGACAGAGGGAGAAAGUGUGGCUGGAUGUGUGAGAGGAUGUUGAGAGAGAUUUGUGUGUGAAAGAGAGGGUGUUGGUUUGUGUGUGUGUGGGAGAGAGAGAGGGUGGGGUAAGGGCCUGUCAGAAAAUGCGAAUGAGGGGUAUUUGAGAUACUUAGGCUCUUGUUCCAUGAUUAAUGUUAUUUAGUGAAUUAAAUGAAAGAGGCGAUAUGGGACAUGGAAUGAUAAACUGCCUGGUAAUGAUGGUUUAUGAUUUAUUUAACUGUACAACAGUCAUGCAUUUUUAGUGUGUUUAAAUAGCUUUUAUAUGGCCAGUGUUUUUUUUGUGUGACCUGCUAGCCUAUUUACAGAGCUUUUAUUCCAAUUGCAUUGUGGCCGCUUAAUGCAUAUUUGUGUGCGAUUAUGAAUAAGUGUCUUUGUUUGUGUGGUCUAUCAUAAGCUCUUUCGCUCUCUUGUUAUGCACGUAUGUACAGUACAUGUGAGUGUUUUGCAUCUCUCUUCUCCCUCGUACGUCACUUUCAAUGUUCCAUCUGCAGUAUGGAGUCUCUGUUUCUCCUUCCCUCCUCCAUUCUCCACCUCGCCUCUCUCAGAUCGCUCUCUGCCUACUCCUCUCCUCAGGACAGGAGUUUGAGAUUAUAAUGAAUACAGUCAGUCUGAGAGCAGUCUUCAGAUCAUGUGUUGCCUCGUCUUUCUCCUGCUGGCUCUCCUCCACUCUCUUCUCCCUUAGAUGCUAUCAUCUCUCGCUCUCUCCCUCAUUCUAUCUCUCUCUCUCUCUCUCUCUCUCUCUCUCUCAUCUCUCUCUCUCGUCUCUCUCCUCUCUUCUUCGUCUGCUCAUCUCGUCCUCUCUUCUCUCUCUUCUCUCUCUCUCUCUCUCUCUCUACUCUCUCUUCUGUCUUUGCUCUCUCUCUCUCUCUCUCUCUCUCUCUCUCUCUCUCUGGCUUUCAUGCUCUCUCUCUCUAUCUCCCUGCUCUUUACUAAGACUAGAGAGAGGGGAGAUUAAGAUGUAAUAUAGUCGGUCUAAGAUCCCAGCAGGACAGCAGGCCAGGCCUGUACUCAUCUGAUAUCUGUCUCCGUCCAUCUGUCUGUCUUUCCUUCCCUGGGGCACCAACACACAACACCACUUCCCCUCUUUUGUGUGUGUGUGUGCGUGUGCGAGUGCUUGCAUGUGUAUCUGUGUUUGUGUGUGUCUGCACAGUACAUAUAAAUUAGGUGUAGACAGAGAGAUUUAGAGAAGAAAGGCAAAUUAUAGAGAUUUGAUUUGAGCAUUAAAUCAAGUCAAAAUAAAAUACAAUUGUAUUUAUCACAUGCUUCGUAGACAACAGGUGUAGACUAACAGUGAAAUUCGUACUUACUUAUUUUCAAAGUUUAAGUUAAGAUAAAAAUAGAAAUAGUGAAAUGACGAAUAAAUACACAGUGAAUAACGAAUAGAAAUAACAAGUACAAAUAACGUGGCUGUAUAUAGGGAGUAUAAAAUAACAUUUAUAUAUGUAGGGAGUAUAAAAUAACAUGGCUAUAUAUAGGGAGUAGAAAAUUACAUGGCUAUAUACAGGGAGUAGAAAAUAACAUGGCUAUAUAUAGGGAGUAGAAAAUAACAUGGCUAUAUAUAGGGAGUAGAAAAUAACAUGGCUAUAUACAGGAGUAGAAAAUAACAUGGCUGAUAUAUAGGGAGUAGAAAAUAACAUGGCCUUAUAUACAGGGAGUAUAAAAAACAUUUCUUACAUAGGGAGUUAAAGUGUCAUGGCUAUAUAUGGGAGUAGAAAAGUUACAUGGCUAUAUACAGGGAUUAGAAAAUAACAUGGUAUAUAUAGGGAGUAGAAAAUAACAUGGCUAUAAUAGGGGAGAAAAUAACAUGGGCUAUAUACAGGAGUAUAAAAUAACAUUUCAUACAUAGGAGUAGAAAAUAACAUGGCUAUAUAUAGGAGUAGAAAAUAACAUGGCUAUAUACAGGGAGUAGAAAAUAACAUGGCUAUUAUAGAGGAGUAGAAAAUAACAUGGCUAUAUUAUGGAGUAGAAAAUACAUGGCUAUAUAUAGGAGUAGAAAAUAAACAUGGCUGUAUACAGGGAGUAGAAAUAACAUGCUAUAUACAGGAGUAGAAAAUAACAUGGCUAAUAUAGGGAGUAGAAAAUAACAUGGCUAUAUACAGGGAGUAUAAAAUAACAUUCUAUACAUAGGGAGUAGAAAAUAACAUGGCUAUAUAUAGGGAGUAGAAAAAUAACAUGGCUAUAUACAGGGAGUAGAAAAUAACAUUUCUAUAUAUAGGGAGUAGAAAAUAACAUUCUAUAUAUAGGGAGUAUAAAAUUACAUGGCAUAUACAGGGAGUAGAAAUAAACAUGGCUAUAUACGGGAGUAGAAAAUAACAUGGCUAUAUAUAGGGAGUAGAAAAUAACAUGGCUAUAUACAGGGAGUAGAAAAUUACAUGGCUAUAUACAGGGAGUAGAAAUAACAUGGCUUAUAUAGGGAGUAGAAAAUACCAUGGCUAUACCAGGGAGUAGAAAAUUACACAUGGCUAUAUACAGGAGUGAAAUAACAUGGCUAUAUAUAGGGGUAGGAAAAUAACAUGUGCUAUCAUAGGGAGUAGAAAUACAUGCUAUAUACAGAGGGAGUACCAGUUACCGAUUCGAUCUGCCGGGGUACGAGGUAAUGAGGAGCUAUGUAAUGUACAUAUAAGGUAGGGGUAAAUUGACUUAUGCAAACAGGAUAGACUUAAUAGACAGUAGCAGCAGCAUAUGUGCAAAAAAAUUAGUGUGUUAGUUGCAAAAAAGGGUCAAUGCAGUUAGUCCAGGUAGCCAUUUUGAUUACCCAGUCUUGUUAGAGAAGUCUUAUGGCUUAAUGGGUAAAGAAAGCGUUUCGAGGGUCCCUGUUGGUUUCCAGACUUGGUGGGCAUUGGGUAUCCGAUUGCUGUUGCGGAGAAGAGAGAACUGUCCUGUGGCUUGGUUGGCUGGAGUCUUUGACCAUUUUUAGGGCCUUCCUCUGACACCGCCUGAUAUAGAGGUCCUGGAUGGCAGGGAGCUAAGCCCCAGUGAUGUACUAGGCCAUACACACUACCCUUUGCAGCACCUUGCAGUCAGAUGCCAAGCAGUUGCCAUACCAAGUGGUGAUGCAACCAGUCAAGAUGCUCUCGAUGGUGAAGCUGUAGAACCUUUUGAGGAUCUGAGGGCCCAUGCCAAAUCUUUUCAGCCUCCUGAGGGGGAAGAGGUGUUGUUGUGCCCUCUUCACGACUUUGUUGGUAUGUUUGAACCAUGAUAGAGCCAUAGUGAUGUGGACACCAAGGAACUUGAAGCUCUCAACCCGCUCUACUACAGCCCUGCCAAUGAGAAUGGGGGCGUGCUCGGCACUCCGUUUCCUGUAUUCCACGAUCAGCUCCUUUCUCUUACUGACGUUGAGGGAGAAGUUGUUGUUUCUGACCUCCUCCCUAUAGGCUGUCUCAUUGUUGUUGGUUAUCAGGCCUACCACCGUCGUGUGUCGGCAAACCUAAUGAUGGUUUUGGAGACGUGCGCGGCCAUACAGUUGUGGGUGAACAGGGAAUACAGGAGGGGACAAAGCAUGCACCCCUGAGGGGUCCCCGUGUUGAGGGGUCAACGUGGCAGUUGUGUUGUUGCCUACCCUCACCACCUGGGGGCGGCCCGUCAGGAAGUCCAGGAUCCAGUUGCAGAGGGAGGUGUUCAGUCCCAGGGACCUUAACUUAGUGAUGAGCUUGGAGGGCACUAUGGUGUUGAACGCUAAGCUGUAGUCUGCAUUCUCACGCAGGUGUUCCUUUUGUCCAAGUGGGAAAGGGCAGUGUGGAGUCCAAUGUAGUUUGCAUCAUCUGUGGGGUGGUAUGAGAAUUUGACAGGAUCCAGGGUGUCAGGGAUGAUGGCGUUGAUGUGAGCCAUGACCAGCCUUUCAAAGCAUUUCAUGGCUACAGAUGUGAGUGCUAAGGGGUGAUAGUCAUUUAGAUAGGUUACCUUGGCAUUCUUGAGCACAGGGACUAUGGUGGUCUGCUUGAAACGUGGGUAUUACAGACUGGGUCAGGGAGAGGUUGAAAAUGUAAGUGAAGAAACUUGCUGCUGGUUAGCGCAUGGUAAUCCAUCUGGCCCUGUGGCCUUGUGAAUGUUAACCUGUUUAAAGGUCUUACUCACAUCAGCUACGGAGAGCGUGAUCACAGAGUCGUCUGGAACAACUGAUGCUCACACGCAUGGUUCAGUGUUGCUUGCCUAGAAGCGAGCAUAGAAGGCUUGUCUGCUAGGCUCGUGUCACUGGGCAGCUUGUGGCUGGGUUUCCCUUUGUAAUCCGUGAUAGUUUGCAAGCCCUACCUCAUCCGACGAGUGUCAGAGCCGGUGUAGUAGGAUUCGAUCUUAGUCCUGUUUGAUGACAUCAGAGGGCGUAGCGGGAUUUCUUAUACGGGUCCGGGUUAGUGUACCUCUCCUUGAAAGCGGCAGCUCUAGCCUGUAGGUAAUGUUGCCUGUAAUCCAUGGAUUCUGGUUGGGAUACGUACGUACGUGUAGUCACUGUGGGGACGACGUUGUCGAUGCACUUAUUAAUGAAGCCGGAGACUGAUGUGGUAAACUCCUCAAUGCCAUCGGAUGAAUCCCAGAACAUAUUCCAGUCUGUGCUAGCGAAACAGUCCUGUAGCUUAGCAUCCACUUCAUUCGGACCACUUCCAUAUUGAGAGCUUCGCUGGUACUUCCUGUUUGAGUUUCUGCUUGUAAGCAGGAAUCAGGAGGAUAGAAUUAUGGUUAGAUUUGCCAAAUGGAGAGUGAGGGAGAUCUUUGUAUGCGUCUCUGUGUGGGGAGUAAAGGUGAUCUAGAGUAUUUUCAACCUCUAGUUUCACAGGUGACAUGCUGGUAGAAAUGAGGUAGACAUACUAGGCACAUCGACGGUACUGAUUUCAGACGAGUCCCCUGACACUUUUCCAUAGAGUGGUCAUAAUAGUUUGUAUGUCAAACCGUUCGGACGCUACAGAUGUUUUUGUGAGAAGACCGAUUUCCGGGAUGUCUCAUGGUCUGAUAAACACCACUCUAGCUCUAACACCUUUCACCACAGAUACGGAAGUGCGACAUAGGUGGAUGCGGUGGACUGAGACUCAUUCAAUGAUAUCUCUAGCUUAAACUGACGGAUCUUGAUGUGGAUCUUUUUAUUAUGUUACUUAGAUUGACUCUAGGGGGUUUUAAAACGUGCGUUGUACACCUUUGUUUACCAUCCAACAUACAUCAUUGUGUUCUUGACUGGUCAUGCAUGGAAGGGCAAGAGUUUACACAGUUUACAGUGUCCGUAAAGAGGUCCUUCUCUUCCUACUCCAGUUGUAGGAUUUUCCCAAUAAAUAAUCCCUCUGUAAUGCACUUUAUUAAACCCAAGAGACAGCAGGGUACAAUACCCCCUCUCUUUCCUCUGUCAACGUCAUCCUUUACUUAUUCAACAGACAUAAAUACAUCCUGUAGUGAGUGUCCAGGCGUAUUUUAUGUGUGUGUGUGUGUUUGUGUGUGUGUAAGUACAGUAUAGUCAAUGAGUCAUUUCUCAUUAUAUACAUACAGUAGUUGUCAAGUAUUCAGACCCCUUGACUUUUUCCACAUUUUGUUACGUUUCGACCUUAUUCUAAAAUUGAUUAAAUUGUUGUUUUUCCUCAUCAAUCUACACACAAUACUACAUAAUGACAAAGCAAAAAACAGGUUUUUAGAAAUUUUAGCAAAUCUGUAGAUAGAUCUGUACAUCUGGGUAGGAAUGAGUGUUGAGGAGGAUAAUGUGUAGUUAAGAUCAGUGAGACUUUAAGCAUCUGUCUAAGUGCAAUGCAUUUUUAUGCUUAUGCCUUAUGUGUGUGUUUGUUAAUAUGGUGGAGUAAUGUGUGUGUGUGUACGUUUUUGUGUUAGCGUGAGUGUGUGUGUGCAUCCGUGCAUCUGUGUGUGUGUCUGUACGUGUGUGUGUUUGUGUGUGUGAGUGUGGUUUAAUGUCUUGUAAAGAUGCAAUUUAAGCCUACAGAGAGCCCUUUUACUGUGUGGUUUAUUCCGCUCUGCACUGAGAGUAAUGAGUGCUCAGACCUCAGGGGGAGAAGGGCUUUUAAAACAAACAGAGCGCGGAAAUCAUCUGUCAGACCACUGCCUGUAGUGUGUGUGUGUGUGUGUGUCUGUGUUCACACGUGCAAGAGUGUGAAUGCAUGCAGGCUAUGGAUGCGUGCCUUUCUGGUUGUGUGUGUGUUUCUUUCUAGGUGACUGUGCUUACGCUACACUUGAUGUUGUUAACUUUUAAUAAUUUCCAUCCAUUUGAAAAGGCCAACCCCUGUUCAGUUUCCCCUGAUAUGACUGGAGGGAAAGGGAGCUGUGUGUGUACAUGAAAUUAAAGUUGUUCAGGCGCAGGCUGAAGUGAGGGAGGAGCAAAGCAAGGCAAGGCUCCAUCUCUUUAAAAGGGUUUAGUUACUGAUAUAGGCAGCAGGCAGCUUGCUAUUUCCAGCUGAGCUUUAGGAAAGGAAGCAUUACUUAUGUCUAGGAGGCUGUAAAAGCUCUAUUAGCCAAGUCUACCUGGAAGAGCCCCUCUCAACCCACCAGCCCUAAAACGCCCCUCCUCCGUUUGAAGUGUGGAUUCACGACACGAAAACAUGGAUAGGAACAAAUCGAAACCCACAAAGUGUUAUUUACAAACUCCUGUUUUCCCUCGGUGCUUAAAAAUGCUAAAAUAACCUUCAUUUAUGGUUUGGGGAGGGUUAUACAAGUUUAAAGACUAGAACGGUAGCUUAGCUUCAGAGGGCCAGUGGCUAUGCAUUAGGUCUGGGUUUUAUUGUACUCUCUUUAGCUACCUGCUUCUGAGUGAGUUAGCUACUAGCUGCUAGCUGGGUUAUAUUAUUAAACUGCAUGUACAGUAUUCAGUUCCUAAGUUAGUUAUCUGAUGGCGCGAUUAUUUUGUAGUCUUUGUAGGCUACCUGCUCCUGACUUAGCUAGCUGCAAGCUCGGUUAUAUUGUACUGUUUUGGAUUAGCUUAUAUUGUAGCUCACUGUAUGUACCUGUUUCUGAGUUAGCUACGUAGCUGGUUGCUGGACAGAAGCCAGGAAUGGGGGCCAAAUCACACACGAUUAUCCUCUUAACUACGAUACUUCUCAUUUCAAUAAGAAAGGGUAUCAGGAGUAAUUAGGAAUGCAUUUUUGCAAGCUAUUCAAUGAGGCCAUUGUAAUAUCCUUUGCCUGAGCAGUAUCCCCUAUUUUGUAUUCUGUUUUUAUAAUUAGUUUCUCUUUUUACAAUGAGAGAAAGUUGCCAAUAUCCAAUGUUUUUUCCCAUAUUAUUUCUUGAACAUGGAUAAAUUAAUUUAGGUUUAAGCCUUCCUCUUAUAAUCCUGUUCGACCCUCUGGCUGUUCAUUUAUUAACGUCUGGUGUGUGUGUAUGUGUAUGUAUGUGUGUAUGUGUGUGUAUGUGUGUGUGUGUGUGGUGUGUGUGUGUGUGUGAGGUCAAUAGGGAGUCAGCCUCCUCAUAAUCCUGUAAUCAAACCAGCUGCCACCACACCCCUCCCCCCACAGUGUCAACAUUCUCAUUCUGCCUCCUUUCUCUACUUUUCUCUCAGUAGCUCCACCGACCCUCUCACUCUCUCUCUCUCUCUCUCUCUCUCUCUCUCUCUCUCUUUCUCCCUCUCUCUCUUUCUCUCUCGCUCUCUCUCUCUCUGUCUGUCUCUCUUUCUCACUCUCUCAUUAUUUUCUAUCAUCUAUUUCUUGCAGUUUUCAUAUUCACAUGCAUGUAAUUGUUCUUGUAGUAUUAUACUCAAUUCAUUUUUUGGGUCUUCUGUGGUUUCAAAUUGUAUUUUUAUUUUUUUGAUUAUAUUGUACUCUCAUCAUUGCUUUUAUAGUAAUAAUUUUGGGCAAUCUCAGGAAAAGUAGUCUAAUUAUCAUGAUAAAAGGAGGAUAAAACUGCUCUUUGCACUGAUAGACAAUUUAAGUGUGUGUGUGUGUAUGUGUGUGUGCGUGUGUGUGUGUGCAUGUGUGUGUGUGUGCGUGCGUGUGCACACACUUGUAUGUAUGAGUGGGGGCAGGGGAAGAUUAUGGUCAAGAUCAUGCACUUGUAAGACGGCGGCUCACGCUAACUAAAUAUAUGUAUCUCUAGAGAUUGACGUUGCGACCUCAUGCCCCUCUCUCUCCUCCCCAUCCCCCCUCCCCUCCUCUCUCUCAGACGGUAUCCACAGUAUCUCGGCCCAGUGCAUCCUCCGAGUGCUCAUCAUCACAGAGGACAUGUUGAGCAGCAGCGUGACGGUGCGCCUUCAAAACAUGUCCCAGGACCACUUCCUGUCCCCUCUGCUUGGUCACUUCCUGGAGGGGGUGUCGGCGGUGCUGUCCGUCCCUCCGGAGGACGUGUUUGUUUUCAAUAUCCAGCCGGACGGCGAGGCGGGGGGAAUACUGAAUGUUAGUUUCACUGCGGCGCUGCCCGGGGGUAACUUUUUCCCCUCUGAAGCCCUGGAAGAGCAACUCUACCUCAACCGGCCACACCUCACCUCCCUGGCACAGAUGGAGGUACGGAGAGGAGGAGAAACAGACAGAUCAGUCAGGAAUAUAAUAUGAUAUCAUAUAUAUAUGCGAAUAGACAUUUGUCAUUACACACUAAUACACACAUUACAUUACAUUUACGUCAUUUAGCAGACAUAUAGAUGUAAGCACCUACUGUAAGCUAAGACAAGGUUGUAACACCACCACCACUUAUGACUCUGUAAGGAAGGGAGAAGAGAGAGGGAGAAGAGAGCGAGAGAGAGAAGAGAGAGAGAGAGGAGAGAGAGAAGAGUAGAGAAAAAGAUGAGAGCGAGAGAGAGAGGAAGAGAGAAGAGAGAGAAGCGACGAGAGCGAGAAGAAGGCGCGAGCGAGAGAAGAGGAGGCUAGGAGCUCGUACGAUAGCGUCUCGCGUCGAUAUCUCUCUUCUCUUCUCGUCUCUCUCUCUAGUCUCUCUCUCUCUCUCUCUCUCUCUCUCUCUCCUCUCUCUCCCACACCACUCUCUUUCCCACCCAUCCACUGAAGUGAAACCAUCUGUGUGUGUGUUGUAAUACAGGUGCUCCCGUUCGAUGACAACGUGUGUCUGCGGGAGCCAUGUCAGAACUACAUGAAGUGCAUCUCGGUGCUUCGCUUCAACAGCUCUGCUCCCUUCAUCUCCUCUCCCUCCGUCCUGUUCCGGCCCAUCCACCCCAUCGCCGGGCUGCGCUGCCGCUGCCCCGCAGGCUUCACUGGGGACUACUGCGAGACGGAGAUCAACCUGUGUUACUCCAACCCUUGUUUCAACGGAGGGGUUUGUGCUCGCAGGGAGGGAGGCUACACCUGUAUCUGCAGAGAAGACUACACCGGUAGACUACACAGCUAAUGGGGUGUUGUCACUGCUUGUGUGUGUAUGUGUGUGUGUGUGUGUGUGUGUGGGGGGGGGGGGGGGGGGGGGGGGGUAUGAAAAACGCUCCAUAUGGAGUGAUGAAGGAGAGAGGGAGAGAUGGAGCAGGAGAUAAAGGGAGUGAGAGAAGGUAAGAUAGGAAGAAGGAGAAGAGGCUUCUGAGGCAGAGAGAGGGAAAGAGAAGGAUGUAGAGAGAGAAAGAGAGAGAAAGAAGGAUGUAGAGAGAGAAUAGGGAAGUAAGGAGGUAAAGACAGAGACUGAGGGAAGGAGGAAGAGAAAGAAAAAGAGAAAGUGAGAGGGAAGGAGGUAGAGCGAGAGAGAAGGAAGGAGGUAGAGAGAGAGAUGGCCUCUGGGUACCGUGUGGGAGCGAAGAAAGGGUAGUAGGGGGAGCGACAGCUUUGAUGAAUAAAACAUCCUAUGAAUGAAGGGGUGUGAAUGCAUUAGCUGGAGAAAUAAAACAGAUAUACAGAGAGAAUGAGGAAGAGAGAAGAGAGGAAAUUGAACGCAGGAAGGAAAUAUAAAGUAGAGCUAGGGAGAAACGGAUCGAGGCCAAUAGGAAGAUUGUUUUAAGGAUGUGCAGGAACAGGGAUGAGAGAACGAGGGAGGAAGAGAGGAAGAGGGGAAGUCAGGAUGGACUGCGGCGUGGGGAGAAGAAAAGAGGGAGAGGAGAGGGGGAGGAGAACAGAAAAAGUGCUCUGUUUUUCCAUAGUAAAGAGAGUUAGAGAGGCACUAGUAGAAUGGAGAGCGUAAGUGCAAUCUAUCCAUCUUAGGGAGAGCUUUUGUACGGUAAUUGCUCUAUAUCCAUGUACGUCUGCAGAUAAUAUGAAUGUAGAAGCUGAUCUCUGCUCUCUAUCUUGUUUGAGUGGGCCUUGAGUGUGUUGAGUGAGUGCAGAUUUGUACAGUAGAAAAUGAUAGGAGAGCAUCAGUGAAGUGAAGUGAAGUGAAAAGAAUAUUCUGUUCUUUGCCGGGGUGGAUGAAAGAGUUGAUCUUAGCUCUGUUCUGUUGUCUGUCUCACCAGACAAAUAAUUCAUGAUUAUUAAUGUCUGUUUAUUUAUUUUAAUAUUAAUGAGUCAGUGUGUGCGUGCGUGCAUUUGUGUGUGAGCAUACACGUGCGAGAAAGAGAGAGAGAAAAAUAAUGUAAUUGGUGUGUGUGUGUGUGUGUGUGUAUGUUUCUUGGGGGUGAUUUGUAGUGUUGGUGUGUGUUUGGCAGGACCAGCUGGCAGUGAGUGCUUCUGCCUGGGGGUCCGGGGGAAUAGAAAGGAGAGAGGAGGGGGGGAAAGUGGGGUGAAAGCCGUUUAAACUCUUGAUGCUUUUAGGCGCAAAACCCUGGCAUGUUUUAACACCAUACCCAUCAUACCGGGGGGUACAGACAGUCAGUUUGUGUGCGUGUCAGCAUGUGUGCCCAUUCGUGUGUAAGGAAACAUACAGUACUUGCACGAGGAAAAGUCCAGGGCACUCUGCGGUCUCACCCACAAAGCACAAUCGUCUGGCUAGUGGUUGGUUUUUAAACCAUGCCAGUGGCUGCAUUCAUCACAGUAGUGCCUCGACGCUGAACAAACAUUGUGCCAACGCUGAGACAACAUUAGGCCCGCCAUACAAAGGCCUAGCCUGCAGGUUUAACAUGAUCAGCAUGUCUCCAUGGACCUCAGCAGGCCUCUAAACUGGAGGCCUGGAGGAGCAGUGUGUCUGCAGGGUGAAGGCAGUACAUCCCCACACUGUUUAUGCACCAGCUCAUUGUCAGUGAGGAUAGCUGGAGCAGUCUAGCUCUCUAGCUGGGAUAUUGUACUCACAUGAGUCUGACUAUACGUGUUUUAUUUGCUGGGGUUUCAGCUGAGACUACUAUGGCUGUACUGUGGUUCUGUUAAGAAAAAUAUUUGUGUGUGUCCAUUUGUGUUUAUGCCUAGUUUAUUACGUGAAUAAAUAGUUCUGUUUAUGUGUGUAUUAGGUGUAAGUCUGUUGGAUGGUCCAUAUAGUUAGGAUACUAUGUGGACCAUGCACACUUUAGGUUUCUGUAUUUGUAUUGAUCAGUGCUGUAUUAUACAGUAUUGUGUGUAUGCACUGUAUGUAUAGUAACCUGUGUGCCCUGUCCUUCCCAGGCGAGCGGUGUGAGUGGGACAGGCGUCAGGGUCGCUGUGUCCCUGGGGUGUGUAGGAAUGGAGGGAUGUGCAGGGAGCUGUCUGGAGGGGGGUUCCGCUGUGAGUGCCCUGGAGGGGGGUACGAGCGGCCCUACUGCGCUGUCACCGCACGCUCCUUCCCCCCCAAGUCCUUUAUCAUGUUCCGAGGCCUCCGCCAGAGAUUCCACCUCUCCAUCUCUCUCACGUGAGCACCGAACAUCUUUCUCUCUGUCUCUUUCUUUUCAAUCUUUCUUUUUAGCACCUUUCUCCAAUUCCUGCUCUUUCGUUCAUCUGUCAUUUUGGCCCACUUGGGACCUGUCCUGGCCCCUUGGCGUGUUCUGAUUGGUCAGAGGGUGGUUGCUAGGGUGAAGUGGUCAUAAAUGUGAUUUACAUUUGAUUAAUUUAGGAGACGCUCUUAUCCAGAGCGACUUACUGUAGUGAGUGCAUACAUGUUGUACUUUUUUGUACUGAUCUCAGGUGUAACUAAAUCCCAUGACUCAGAGGUCCACUGGAAUGGAUGUUUUAUUAAAUACUACUAUUAUAUUCUACUAUAUUCUAGUACAUACUCAUAUAACCUUGCAGUGGAGUAACACUUUCAGUCUUAUACCGUACCAUAUGUUAAGAACACUGUAGUAGAGCUUAUAGCACAUAUAUAAGACCAGGGAAAACCCUAUGAUAAAAGGCUGACACCACAUCAUCAUUGUUAACAUAACAAACCUAGUAUUUCACCCAUGCAAGUGGACAAAAGUCUGGUUUUGGGUCUGGGCUGGUUACUGGGGUGGAUGUGUGAGGGAUGGUUAUAACUCACAGCGCCCUUACAUGGUUGUGGUGUGUUACAGCUUUGCCACCCUGGAGAACAGUGGCCUCCUCUUCUAUAACGGACGCUUCAACGAGAAACACGACUUCCUGGCUCUGGAGAUCUUAGAGGGCCAGGUGGUGCUCAAGUACUCCACAGGUGGGUGUCUAUCUGUGUGUGUGGGUGUCUAUCUGUGUGUGUGUGUGUGUGGUGUGUGUGUGUGUGUGUGUGUGUGUGUGUGUGUGGUGUGUGUGGUGUGUUGUUGUGUGUUGUGUGUGUGUGUGGUGUGUGUCCAACCUAUAUAAUGGUAGGUGAAACCCUGGUUUUGAGUGUGACCUUUUUGUCCCCAGGUGAAUCGUCCACUCAGGUGAGCCCCUUCCUACCUGGGGGCGUAGCCGAUGGCAACUGGCACACUGUCCACAUCCAUUACUACAACAAGGUGAGUCCCAAUGUGGUGUGUGUGUGUGUGUGUGUGUGUGUCUCUACUACACAUACCAUGCAUUUUUUUACAAAUUUCUCCACUCCUCCAUUUUUUGUCAACCCUGUGAGUUCCCCUGCCAUCUUAGCCCAUGUGCAGUGUCAGUGUUCCUUUGUAUGUCAAACUUUCUGCCCUCUCUCAAAUCAAAUCAAAUCAAAUCGAAAUUUAGUGUAGAAUAACAUUGAAACGCUCACUUACGGGCCUUUCCCAACAAUGCACAGAGAAAAAUAGAAAAAUAAUAGACACAAUUAUAACACAAGGAAUACAUACACAAUGAGUACAAAAAAAAGUUAAGAUCAGCGUAAAAAAACACACACAAAAUAGCAGAAUUGGUUAGAAGCCCGUAAAACGGCUGCUAUCCACUGCAGCGCCAUCUUAGUCAUCUCCGACAGCCCAGUUGUGUGUGUACUGUAUAUGACUAUCUCUCUUUGUUUCAGCACAAGCGGAAAGAGUACAGCAGGGUGUUUUGGUGUACAUGCUUGUGUGUGUGUUCUGUAUGUGUUAUAUUUCACUGUCCCUAUCUUUGCCCCAGCCCAAGCGUAGUGUGAGUGGGGAGGCCCAGGGUCCGUCUGAUGAGAAGGUGGCGGUGGUCAGUGUGGAUGACUGUGACACGGCCGUGUCGCUACGCUUCGGAACGCAGCUCGGCAACUACAGCUGUGCUGCUCAGGGCAAGCAGACCAGCUCCAAGAAGUGAGUCUCUCUCUCUCUCUCUCUCUCUCUCUCUCUCUCUCUCUCUCUCUCUCUUCUCUCUCUCUUCUCUUUUCUCUCCUCUCACACACACACACACACACACACAUGGGCGUCAAUUGCAAGUCAGUGUCAGGGUUAAACGCUCAGCAUUGCCACUUAAGCCUCUUCUCCCUGUCUAGACUUGACAAGUCACCACAACACUGCUGCUGUGCUCUGUAAGCUCUGGGGAAAGUAAAAGGAUAAAUUCUAAUAAUGUGUCUUAUCUGCCUUUUUCGUCUAUUCUACGAUGCCUCGUGUAGAGUGAGGAGAAGACGCGCGAGGGGGAGGAUGAGAGAGGAGAGGGAAGAGAGGAGAGAGAGAGAGGGAGAAGAUGAGAGAGAGAGUAGAGAGAGAGGAAGAGAGAAAGAAAGAGAGAGAGAGAGAGAGAGCGCGAGAACGCGAGAGAGAGAGAGCAGAGAGAGAGGAGAUCGAGAGAGAGCGGCGACGAGGCUCUGUAACGCGAGCGAGAAAAGACGGUUCAUACUCGAGAGAGACGCGCAGAGUCUAGCAAGUCUCUCUAUCACUCUCUCUUCUCUCUCUCUCUCCUCUCUCGCUCUCUCUAUCUUCUCUCUCUUCUUCUUCUCUUCUUCAUCUCUCUCUCUUUCUCUCUCUUCUCUUUCUCUUCCUCUCUCAGAUCUCUGGAUCCUCACGGUCCCUUGUUUUUGGGCGGAGUGCCAACACGCCUGAUAAUUUUCCACUUCCACACCCGCGAGUUUAUCGGCUGUAUGAAAGACCUCCACAUCGACAACAGUCCUUUGGACCUGGCUGGAUACAUCGCUAACAAUGGAACCCUACCUGGUCUGUAUGGUUGUUCCACACUGUGAAAUCAAUCCUAACAUUCACUUAAGCCAAAUGUUAUCUUAGUCAUGCAUUGAUGUCAUUGGGAGACGAAGUGAACAUUUGACUUAAGUGGAAAUUAGGAUUCACUUCUGAUGUACAGGAAGCUGCCAUUUUGGUUGAGCUUGUUAAAAUGUGGUUGUUUUCUCUGGUUCUGAUAGGCUGUAGUGCCAAGAUGCCCUUCUGUAAAUCCAACCCGUGUCAGAAUGGAGGAACGUGCCAAGUGAGCUGGGAGACCUUCUCAUGUGACUGCCCCCUAGGUUUUGGAGGGAAGGACUGCAGCCAUGGUGAGAAACACCCUGAUACUUAGCGAGAUUCCCUAAAAACAUGCCACUUCGAUACAGCUACGACCGGAAGUGACUUUUUCGUAGCAGGUUUAGAAAACUUACGCAGCAGGUUAGGAGAAUUAACCUAGCAGGUUAGGGGAAUUAGGUUAAGAUUAAGGGUUAGGGUUAGCGAAAAUGCUCUCCUUAUCUACUAUGUGCCCAAGAAAGCGAAGGUAACCUCCUUAAAUGACUACCGCCUUGUAGCACUCACGUCGGUAGCCAUGAAGUGCUUUGAAAGCCUGGUCAUGGCUCACAUCAACACCAUCAACACCAUCAUCCCGGAAACCCUAGACCCAGUCUAAUUCGCAUACCGGCCCAACAGAUCCACAGAUGACGCAAUCUCAAUCGCACUCCACACUGCCCUUUCCCACCUGGACAAAAGGAACACCUAUGUGAGAAUGCUGUUCAUUGACUACACCUUAGCGUUCAACACCAUAGUGCCCACAAAGCUCAUCACUAAGCUAAGGACCCUGGGACAAAACACCUCCCUCUGCAACUGGAUCCUGGACUUCCUGAUGGGCCAACCCCAGGUGGUAAGGGUAGGCAAAAACACAUCUUCCACGCUGAUCCUCAACACAGGGGCCCCUCAGGGGUGCGUGCUUAGUCCCCUCCUGUACUCCCUGUUCACCCACAACUGCGUGGCCAAGCACGACUCCAACACCAUGAUUAGGUUUGCUGAUGACACAACAGUGGUAGGCCUGAUUACGACAACGAUGAGAUAGCCUAUAGAGACCUGGCAGUGUGGUGCCAGGACAACAACCUCUCCCUCAACAUGAGCAAGACAAAGGAGCUGAUCGUGGACUACAGGAAAAAGAGGGCCGAACACGCCCCCAUUCACAUUGACGGGGCUGUAGUGGACCAAGUUCCUUGGUGUCCACUUCACCAACAAACUAUCAUGGUCCAAACACACCAAGACAGUAGUGAAGAGGGCAUGACAACACCUUUUCCCCCUCAGGAGACUGAAAAGAUUUGGCAUGGGACCCCAGAUCCUCAAAAAGUUCUACAGCUGCACCAUCAAGAGCAUUCUGACCGGUUGCAUCACCGCCUGGUAUGGCAACUGCUCGGCAUCCGACCGUAAGGCGCUACAGAGGGUAGUGCGUACGGCCCAGUACAUCACUGGGGCCAAGCUUCCUGCCAUCCAGGACCUCUAUACCAGGCGGUGUCAGUGAAAGGCCCAAAAAUUGUCCAAAGACUCCAGUCAACCAAGUCAUAGACUGUUCUCUCUGCUACCGCAUGGCAAGCGGUACCGGAGCUCCAAGUCUAGGUCCAACAGGCUCCUUAACAGCUUCUACCCCUAAGCCAUAAGACUGCUGAAUAAUUAUUCAAAUGGCCACCCACAUUAUUUACAUUGACCCCCCCCCCCCCCUUGUUUUUACACUGCUGCUACUCGCUGUUUAUUAUCAAUGCAUAGUCACUUUACCUCUACCUACAUGUACAAAUUACCUCGACUAACCUGUACCCCUGCACAUUGACUCAGUAUUGUUAUUUUAUUGUGUUACUUUUUAUUUUAUUUCUUACUUUAGUUUAUUUAGUAAAUAUUUUCUUAACUCUAUUUCUUGAACUGCAUUGUUGGUUAAGGUCUACACCUGUUGUAUUCGGCGCAUAUGACAAAUAAAAAUUGAUUUGAUUUGAUUCGAUGAAAAGUAACUUCUGGGGAUAGCUGUAUCGAAGUCCCAAUACCUAUCCCGUGUAGGCUUUUUCUCACAUAUAUGAACACACACACUCACACACCUCACUGACUGUAGUCCUUCUCCCCGCCCCCCCUACAGUGAUGCCCCACCCACAUCGUUUCCUGGGAAACAGUGCCCUCUGGUGGGACCUGAAGAAUGACGUGACCAUCUCCACUCCCUGGUACCUGGGGUUGGUGUUCAGGACGCGGGCCAGGGAUGGCACCCUGCUGCAGGCACAGGCCGGACAGUACACCAGCCUGGUCUUCCAGGUCUCUACACUCAUACAUGGAGACUCACCUGUGCUGCCUUACCUGCACUAGUUUAUCUGUGUCUGUUUUUCUUCUUUGUAAAUGGGUCAGUUUAUGUUGGAGUAAUACCAACCUGCAGGGGGAUUCCAAACCAUGCAAUGUUAAUAUGUGUGUAGUCAUCUACAUGUGGGUAACUCUGUAUAUUCACCAAUGUAUCUGUGUUGCCAUGGCAGCUGGUGAGUGGACAGCUGGUGUUCUCAGUGACCAAGGGGUCGACGCGGCCGGUGCGUCUGCGUCUGGACCAGGUGCAGGUGAGCGACGGGCGCUGGCAUGACCUGCAGUUGGAGCUCCGAGACGUCCGCAGCGGGAGGGAGACGCGCUACGUGGCUACUGUCCGCCUCGACUUCGGCCUCUUUCAGGUGAGAGUCCCACGUUGUCCCUACUCACUGUUCUAAAGUCAGAUUUAAUCAGAUUUCUUAAUGGGUUAGGUUUUGAUUGGGGGAGGGGUAGACUGAUCCUUGAUCUGUGCCUAAGGGUGACUUCUACCCGGAGGGACACAUUAAGGCCGUGACCAGAAUGACCAGUGACCCGUGACCCAAUGAUCCUCCCUAUCACUCUGCAGCGCAGACGUCUCAAUGCAAAUCAUAACCUCUAAUCUGGCCCUGUAAUCCUUUAGGUCGUUAAUCCCAACAUCCAAUCUUAAAGCCAGUGUAAUGGCUCUCUGCCUGGCUAUACCCUGUCUACCUACUGCUGGUAUUAAAACCUGUGUUUGUAAAUAUUGACUCCAAUGUACCACCACACACACACACACACCCUUUCUGUGUUCUUUUAUGAGCUCUCCUGUACUCUUCACUUGCUUUCUAUCAAAUAUUUGUGUGUCUGUCACUCUUUCUAUCUAUUCUGUUCUUUUCUCUCACGUAUUCACUCUUUUCUCCCCCUCUUUCUCUAACUCCAUCUAGUUGAAAGCACUGACUGUCAUUCUGAAUAAGAGCGUCUGUUAAGUGACAUUUUUUUGUAAAAGUUUAAAAGUGUAGUCUCUCUCUCUCUCUCUCUCUCUCUCUCUCUCUCUCUCUCUCUCUCUCUCUCUCUCUCUCUCUCUCUCUCUCUCUCUCUCUCUCUCUCUCUCAGGGCACAGUGAUAGUGGGGAAUGAGAUCCAUGGGCUGAAGGUGAAACACCUUCAUGUGGGCGGAGUCCUGGGCUCGGGGGAGGUGCAGAAUGGGAUACGGGGCUGCAUCCAGGUAAGUGUCCGAUCACCAUGGCAACUGUAUCUUAACCACUGCCCAUGAUUCUUUCUGGGACUCUUAUAUACUAGUAGUAUGAAUGCUAUGUAUGGUAUAAUGGUCUAUGUUCUUACAAGACUCUAUUUGACAUGUAUUUCGUCUGUGUUCUCAGGGGGUUCGUUUGGGGGUGCGACCAGAUGCCCCGCCCCUACCCCGCCCUUCCAAGGCUGUCAAAGUGGAGACGGGCUGUAGCGUUGGCAACCCCUGUGUCUCCUCCCCCUGCCCGCCCCACAGCCGUUGUAGUGAUGAUUGGGAACGCCACACCUGUCUGUGCGAACCAGGUAAGAUACUGCAAGAGAGAGAAUGUGUUUGUGUGUUUGCGAGCGAGCGAGCGUGAAAGGAUCUAAUUUAAUUCCUCUGUCGGCAAAUUAUACAAAACUAUAAAGUGAGACGACUUAAAAGAGAAAGAACAUUUGAGAGAAGGUGUGAUGAAGAACAAGAGAGGGAGAGAGUGAGAGAGGAAGCAAUGAGCGCCGUGGGGGGGGGGAGGAAAUGGAGAGGCUCAGACAUCCCUUCAGUACCAUCUAACACAAACACCUCUCCCUAUUAGCACAGUGUAGCAGCGCUUCAUUACCACGGCGAUGGCUUUCAUUAGCACAAUGAGCAUUAAGUAUAGAACAGGCCAAUAAGUGUCAGGGGGAGACGAAUCAAAGUUUCAUAAUGCCACACAGAAGUGCUCUGAAUAAUUCCCUCUCAUCUUUGGCUGUGAGUAUGCCAGUACAAAGGCAGUACAGUGGCACUGCGCCGCCCGUUGAAUUAGCUUAAUGGCUCUCUCCCGCACAGGAGAACAUUUACAGCACUGUUCACAGACUAUAUACUGUACAGGCACACACACACACACACAUACAGGGCACUGCACGACAGCGCACUGACACAAGGACAUCUGCUGUCAGUGUGCUGCUGUGAGGCGGUUAGUGUGUGUGUUUGUGUGUGAAUGUAUGUGUGUGUAUUUGCCUGUUUGGGUAUGCACAGGAUAAAUAGGUGCAAUAAACAUUUGUUUAUUUUGAUAGAUUGCAGUUGUAUCGACCCAGAGAUGGCUAGGGGGAAAAGCUACACCACUCCAUAAUCAGAGAAUAUAUGUUAAUAAUUUCCCAAAAUGUAGGAUUUAAGACUCCAGUAGAUUGUCAGCACAAGGAUAGUGUAAUUGAGUACAUUUCUAUGCAGUCAAGGCCAACAUCUCUGUUUUUGUCAGUUUCCUGAUAUCCUUAUAUGGUGAAUUCAAGGACAUUGUGUAAUAGGCGUAGGAUUUUUUGUGAGGCCCUUUUUUAAGAGCUGUUCACAGAAAGAGGUUCACAGCUCACAGCACUCACCUGGUUCUAUAGGGAGAUUCUUUUCAACUGGGUUCUCUGGUAAAAAUGAUGUGAGAAGAGCUCUAUUAGGAAACUGUGGUUUUAUAUGGAGUUCUUUGAUGCACUGAUAUCGUAAAGGAUACAGUAUCAGUGCAUAGAAAACAAACAGCAAAACACCAUAGAGCCCUACACAUUCUGUAGGUUUCUUUAGUUAGGGCUAUGUUCUUGAAAGUCUAUGUAUCUUUUGUGUGAAAGCUUUUUUUGUGUGUAGUAUGCAUAAAUACUUUUGCUCUUGUUUUAGGCUUAAAUGGUCAUUUUCAAAGGACUGCUUUUUAUAUUAAGGUGUGCGUGUGUUCUAGGUUUCUAACGCCUGUGUGUGUGUUCCCAUGGUAAUGACUAUGUGCGUGUUCCUGUGGUAACGCCUGUGUGUGUUCCCAUGGUAAUGACUAUGAGUGUUCCCAUGGUAACGUUUAUGUGUGUGUUCCCAUAGUAACGACUAUGUGUGUGUUCGCAUGGUAACACCUGUGUGUGUGUUCCCAUUGUAACGACUAUGUGUGUGUUGUAGGUUUCUAUGGUAAGGGCUGCAAAGACGCGUGCCAGCUGAACCCGUGUGAGAACAAUGCCCAGUGCCACAGGAAGCCCAGCUCAUCCCACGGAUACAUCUGUGACUGUGGAGACAACCACUACGGACAGUACUGUCAGCACAGGUCAGUCUGUCAACCAUACAUUAACUAUAGAUCAACCAUACUACAUCAACUAUUCAUCAACUAUAGAACAACUAUAGAUUAUCUAUAGAUCAACCACUACGGCCAGUACUGUCAGCACAGGUCAGUGAGUCAACUAUACAUCAACUUUAAAUCAACUAGCUAUUAACAUAAUAUUAUACAUCUGUGACUGUGAGGACUUUAGAUGACUGAACCCCGGCAAUAUGACUGAAUCCCAAAUGUCUCUGUGUGUUUAUAAUGUUAGUAACGGUACACCACAGCAGUGCCCGAGGCUGAAGCAGGGUGGAGACAGCAGGGCAGCAGUGUUCCAGUGCUCUGCUCUGUCUAUCUGUCAAAGUGGCUUUUGUUGUCCUUUUUUCCCCACAAAUAUGCCCUAUUCCACAGGAGAGGAUAAGAGAAGGCUUACGUUUAUCUGUGAUGAUAAAACACAGUGUAUAUCUGUGACCCGGGCGUCACCCUGCCCCCAUGUGAAAUCCCUCCCAGCUUUAGGUCUCAGAUCUUUCAUCUCCUCUAUUCCCUUUGAUCUAGAUACUGUGAUGUACUCUGGCCUAUAUAGCAGACAGGGAGUGAAACUCAAAGAACUACCACUUUUAAAGGUCCAAUGCAGCUGUGUUAUCGCAAUAUCAAAUAUUUUCUGGGUAACAGUUAAGGGGUGGCAGGUAGCUUAGUGGUUAAGAGCGUUGUGCCAGUAACCGAAAGGUCGCUGGUUCUAAUCCCCGAGCCGACUAGGUGAAAAAUCUGUCGAUGUGCCCUUGAGCAAGGCACUUAACCCUAAUUGCUCCUGUAAGUCGCUCUGGAUAAGAGCGUCUGCUAAAUAAUGUAAAUGUUAAGUACCUUACUCUGAUUGUUUUAAAUUCAAAUGAGCAAAAGAGCAAUUUUUCAAACAAGAAUUUUGCUAGGACUGUCUGGGAGUGGCCUGAGUGGGGAGGGGAAACUGAAAACGAACUGUUAUUGGCAGAGAGGUUUGGAACUCUCUUUCUUAUUGGUCUAUUAACUAAUUUACCGCAUGGUGAUGUCACCAGGCAGGCCAAAACUCCAUCCCACCAAAACAGGCAAAAAUUUCAGGUGGUCUUUUCAAACAGCUCUUUCACUGAUAUAAAUGCAACAUGCAACAAUUUAAACGAUUUUACUGAGUUACAGUUCAUAUAAGGAAAUCAGUCAAUUUAAAUAAAUAAAUUAGGCCCUAAUCUAUGGAUUUCACAUGACUGGGCAGGGGCGCAGCCAUGGGUCGGCCUGGGAGGGCAUAGGCCCAUCCACUGGGGAGCCAGGCCCAGCCAAUCAGAAUUAGUUUUUCCCCACAAAAGGGCAUUAUUACAGACAGAAAUACUCCUCAGUUUCAUCAGCUGUCCGGGUGGCUGGUCUCAGACGAUCCCGCAGGUGAAGAAGCCGGAUGUGCAGGUCAUGGGCUGGCAUGGUUACACGUGGUCUGCGGUUGUGAGACCGGUUAGACGUCCUGCCAAAUUCUCUAAAUCGACAUUGGUAGAGAAAUUAACAUUACAUUCUCUGACAACAGCUCUGGUGGACAUUCCUGCAGUCAGUAUACCAAUUGCACGCUCCCUCAAAACUUGAGACAUCUGUGGCAUUGUGUUGUGUGACAAAACUUUACAUUUAGAGUGACCUUUUAUUGUCCCCAGCACAAGGUGCACAUGUGUAAUGAUCAUGCUGUUAAAUCAGCUCCUUGAUAUGCCACACCUGUCAGGUGGAUGGAUUAUCGUGGCAAAGGAGAAAUGCUCACUAACAGAGAUGUAAACAAAUUUGUGCACAACAUUUUGAGAAAUAAUCUUUCUGUGCAUAUGGAAAAUUUCUGCGAUCUUUUAUUUCAGCUCAUGAAACAUGGGACCAACACAUUACAUGUUGCGUUUAUAUUUUUGUUCAGUAUAUAUAUAAAACACAAGAAAAUCAAAUUUUUGACUGCAUUGGGUCUUUAACAUGUGUGUCUGUGUGUGUGCGUGUGUGUGUUUCACUGUGUGUUUGUGUGUUUCACUGUGUGUGUGUGUGUGUGUGUGUGUGUGUGCGUGUGCGUGUGUGCGGUGUGUGUGUAGGAUUGACCACCAAUGUCCACGUGGUUGGUGGGGCUCUCCAACAUGUGGGCCCUGCCACUGUGAUGCCAGUAAAGGAUUCGACCCCGACUGCAACAAGACCAGCGGCCAGUGUCACUGCAAGGUGACUUGCCUGCCACGACACACACACUCGCUCAUAUCAGCAGUAAAUACUCUUACUGAUAAUCAACUCAUAUUUUAACCCCAGGCACUGAUCCAUGCUCUUACAUACCUCAGCAGACCUAUGAUCACCCUUACCUACCGAUUUCUAAUCAGCUCAUAACUGUAACCCCAGCCUAACCCGUAAUCCCUGUUUGUGACCUUAAUCCCUAAUCCUUGAAACUGAUCCUAGCUCUAACCUGACACUGCUGUCAAAAAAGCAUUAUUUUAAGAGGCAUUAUCAGUAGCUUCAUCUUGUUAAUCUGAACACCCCCCAUUAUCCUUUAACACUCUUAACGCCAACAGACACCCCCUUAUUCGUCAUAUCCCCCCUCCACACUGUGACCCCAUCUUAAAUACUUUUUCAAGAACAGUACAGAAGCAUGUAUCAUUGACUUUCAGUAGCACCGUUUAUUUAACUGUAGUUUUCCAUGUGUUUUCCUUGCUUCUGGGUCUGUUUUCUCACAUAGAGUAUUGUAAUUCAAAUGUUGAAUUGCUCUUUUACGAGAUUUUACGUGCUAUGUGCUGGUUUUUCGAAAUGCUCACCGGACAAUAUUUUUGUCUGUCUAUUUUGUGUUUGUCUGUCCACGUCUCUGUAUGUCUCUCUGAAUCCAUCUCUUUUCUGUGUGUGUUUGUCUGUUGACAUGUUCUUCACUCUCUUUUUUUCAUAUAAAUGUGUAUGUAUGUUUGUGCGUUUCUGUGUUUGUCUGUCUGUGCAUCUAUGUAAAUGUGUAUGUAAAUGUUGAUGUGUAUGUAAAUGUUGAUGUUGAUGUAAAUGUCUAUGUAUAUGUUUAUGCCUGUAUAUGUUUGUGACUUUGCUAUGUAUGUCCUUUCUGUCUAUUUGGAUGUGCUUGUCUUUGGUCUGAAUGUGUAUGCAUCUGUUUAUGUAUGUCUACAUGUGUCUGUCUGUCUGUCUGUCUGUCUGUCUGUCUGUCUGUCUGUCUGUCUGUCUGUCUGUCUGUCUGUCUGUCUGUCUGUCUGUCUGUCUGUCUGUCUGUCUGUCUGUCUGUCUGUCUGUCUGUCUGUCUGUCUGUGUCUGUCUGUCUGUCUGUGUCUAUCUCUUUGCGUGCGUGUGUGUGUGUGUCUCUGUCUGUCUGUGUGUGUGUGUGUGUCUGUGUGGGUGUGUGUGUGUGUGUGUGUGUCUGUCUCUCUGUGUGUAUAUAUCCGUGUGUGUGUACCAGGAGUUCCACUACCACCCGCGGGGCAGUGACUCCUGCCUGCCGUGUGACUGCUACCCUGUGGGCUCCUUCUCCCGGUCAUGUGAACCAGAGAGUGGCCAGUGCCAGUGUCGGGCUGGCGUGAUUGGUCGACAGUGCAACAUGUGCGACAACCCCUUUGCUGAGGUCACACAGACGGGCUGCGAAGGUAAGACAGAGGGAUUCCUCUCCUCCUACCUGUGAUCUUCUCUUUGUCUCUUCCUCCCACGUCUUCUCUCUCAUCUUCUCUGUGCUUCCUGGUUCUCUGGUUCCCUUAUUCUCUCAAAAACCUAUCUCUCUCUUGUCAAACCUCUCUCCUCUCAAACUAGUAUGGCGUUCUCAUUGCAUUUAAGUACCGUUUUUUUUACUUCUAAGUGAUAUUGAGUAUACUAACACUCUGUUUGCCCAUUUUUCUCUCUCUGUGUUAGUCAUCUAUGACGGCUGUCCUAAGACCAUCACCCUGGGGAUCUGGUGGCCCAGGACUAAGUUCAACCUGCCAGCAGCCGUACCUUGUCCUAAAGGAUCUGUGGGUUAGUCCCUCAACAUUCUCCACAUUCACUGUAGUUAAGUGGAUGUCUGUAGAUAGUAUAAUUCCUGAGUCUUCCAAAGAAGGAAAGAUGAUAGCAGCUCCCAUUAAGACUCAGGAUCUAUAAUGACUAUUCCCAGUUAAACACCCCUUUGAAACCUAGUAUAGUAUCUGUGUUUGAAUGUAUCCCCCUGUGUUGGUUUUUAGUGUUGUGGAUGUGUUAUAAAGGUAUUAGUAUGUAUAGUAUCUGAUGGUGUCUGUUCUCUCCAGGUGCUGCUGUCAGACACUGUGACGUGGAGAGGGGCUGGCUGGAGCCAGAUCUCUACAACUGUACCUCUCCUCCCUUUGUGGAGCUCAAUGCAGCGGUAAAAAUACUCUGCUACCCCAUUGCUCAUACUGAUCAGAACUGUAAAGACUGAAAUGGUGUAUAAUAAAGUGUGUGUGUGUGUGUAGCUGGAGUCAGUGGAGCGGAACGAGACAGAGCUCAGCACCAUCAUCGAGAAGAAACUGGCCCACCAGCUCCGUGAUGUCACGGAAGCAACACCCCGUCUCUACGGCAAUGACCUUCAGAUUGCAGAGCGGCUACUGUCCCGCCUGUUGACCUUUGAGAGUCUGCAGACGGGCUUCGGCCUGACCGCCACCCAGGACGCACACUUCAACGAGGUGAGGGUUGCCCGGCAACACGCUCGUAACACACGUCAGUCGAGUUUGGAAAAUGUAGUCACCGUUUUAUUAGAUUGUGUGUGUGUGUGUGUGUGUGUGAAUGAACUGAAUCUGAUCUUGGCUUUGAUCUCAUCUCAUGUGAUGUGUCUCCACCUCACUAACUGUGACAUUAACAUCUGCUUUGCCUUUUGUCUCUGUGCUCCCUUUACCUCAAACUCCCCUCCCUCCCUCCCUCCCUCCCUCCCUCCCUCCCUCCCUCCCUCCCUCCCUCCCUCCCUCCCUCCCUCCUCUCUCCUGCUGGCUCAUGCUUUUGAUCUACCUUCUGCUACCUGUUUCAAUCUCUCUUCUUCUCUCUCUCCCUCCACCUCUCCUCUCCUCCCCUCCCCUCUCUCCCUCUCCCUCUCCCUCUCCCUCUCCCUCUCCCUCUCCCUCUCCCUCUCCCUCUCCUCUCCCUCUCCCUCUCCCUCUCCCUCUCCCUCUCCCCCCGCUCUGUCUCCAGAAUGUUCUGCGGGGCUGCAGUGCGGUGCUGGGUCCCGGCAGUGCAGGGUUAUGGCGGGCCCAGAGCCAGGUCCAGGGAGGGGCAGGGGGGCUGGCUGACCUGCUGGAGCAGUAUGCCCAGACCCUGGCCCAGAACAUGAAGCUAACCUACCUGAACCCAGUGGCCCUGGUCGCCCCCAACAUCGGUGAGUCACUGCCCCCAUGGAAUAAAAGGCUGCUCUCUUUCCCUUUUUAUGUGGUGUGCUCAGUACAUUGUGUCAAGUAAGGUCUGACUCUUUGUAUUGAGUGGUUGUUCCUGGUUUAUUUCAAGGUCAAGUAGUCCAUGCAAGUGUGAAGGUCGGCUAGUCCAUUUUCUGUGUAAAAAAGAAAGCGAGAACCCUGUGAACAGCAGUGUGUCUAGAUCCAAGUUUUGGUUUUGGCAGGAACAACUAAGUAUCCACAACAAGUGUAAAAAACGUACACUAUUGACUGACGACCUUGACUUUAAUAAUUUGUGUAUACAUUUUUGGCAAUGUAGUGCAUAAACAAACAACGUGUUUCACGUGUAGCUUCAUCAGGUUUGUUUUGUUAUGUUGUGUGGUGAAACCUGGACUCUCAUAAACUGGUGUGUGUGUGCGUGCGCGUGUUGCAGUGAUGAACCUUGACCGCGUGGAGAACCACACCCACGUGCGCAGACGUUUCCCUCGCUACCACAGCCCUCUGUUCCGCGGCCAGGCUGUCUGGGACCCCCACACACACGUGGUGCUGCCCCCUGCUGCCCUGGUGCCACAACGACACCAGUGUAAGUAGAACACACACACACACACAUGACAGUCGCUGAAACACACACACACACACCUUAUUGUCACUCCUCUUAUGUCUUAUGCCUCUUCCAGUUUCAGCUUCACAGAACACAGCUCCCGCCCCCAUCAGUAUGUCGGCCAAUCAGACAGGAGAAUAUGCUGCGGCCAGCCGUUCUGUUUCGCUGCCGGAGCCGCCCGUCACCAUCGUCAUCAUGUUGAUCUAUCGUAGCCUUGGAGCGGCACUCCCCCCCAAGUACCACACUGACAGACGAGGAGUCAGGUAAUUCAUUGUGUGUGUGUGUGUGUGUGUGUGUGUAUGUGUGUGUGUGUGUGUGAAUACUGUAUAUGCCUGCCCUCCAGUGUCUAUCUCUCUGAUGGCAUCUGUUGUACCAGGUGUGUGUGUUUACAAGUGUUUAUUUCUGUUUCAUUUAGACUUUUCGAAGCACAGCAUUGGAAUUGUGCCACUGUGUUUGGUGGACCAUAAAACCCUGUUUGGGCUAUUAUGUCCGUCCUACUAAAUCUAAAUCUCUCCCCCUCUCUCCCCCUCUCUCCCCCUCCUUCUCCUCCCUACAGACUCCCCAGACAUCCUGUAAUAAACUCUCCAGUGGUCAGUGUGUCUGUCUACAACAACCAGACGUUUGUCGGGGGUCCGCUGGACUCGCCCCUGCAGCUGGAGUUCCACCUGCUGGAGACCGCCAACCGCAGCAAGCCCCUGUGUGUCCAGUGGAACCACAGCAGCCCGUGAGUGGAGCUUUACAUGACUUGAGUGGACUUGUGCUCUGUGGAAAAUAGAUAGAGUGUGUAGACUGGUGAACUCUCUCUUCUUCCUCCUGCCUUUCUCCCACCAACCUCCUCUCUCCCUCUCUCUCCCUCUUUCUCACUCACCCCACUGCCCUCUCUCUCCAGGUUGGAGGUGGGAGGUUGCUGGACAGUGAGGGACUGCAUCGUAGUAUACAGGAACACGUCCCACGUGCGUUGCCAGUGUCAGAGGCUGGGCACCUUUGGUGUCCUAAUGGACAGCUCCCAGAGAGAACAGCUGGAGGGGGAUCUGGAGACUCUGGCCCUGGUCACCUACUCCUCUCUGUCUGUGUCUAUGCUGGCGCUGCUGCUGACCGUCCUGGUGCUGUCCUGCCUCAGGGGCUUAAAGUCCAACACCCGCUCCAUCCACUCCAACAUGGCCGCCGCCAUGCUGCUCUCUGAGCUCGUCUUUCUGCUCGGCAUCAACCAGACCGAGCAGCAGGUACGUGUGUGUGCGUGCGGACGGGGGCUAUGUGUGUGUGUGUUGGGGUGUGUGUGUUAAAGGGCGGUCUGGGUGUCUGGGUGUGUGUGUGGGGGUCUCUGUGUGUGUGUGUGUGUGUGAGACAGAGAGAGCGAUCAUAAUGUGUUUAUGUGUGUGUGUGUGUGCACCCAACCAAGACGGCACAGUAUGCGUAGGUGCGUUCAACAUGCGUGUGUUCCAACUGUGUACUGUAUGUACAGUACGUUAACAGUAUGUUAUAUCAUUGUCUUCAAUGAGCUUCAAUAUCCGCUUUACUACAGAAUCAGGAUCACUACCAUUCAAACCAUACUUGAAAGUUAUUCUGUUUGAGUGAGUAGACAAAAUGAGCGUCUGGCUGCCAAGGCCUCUUUUUCUGGUUCUUUCUCUGUGCCUUGGUGUUCAUUGGAGAUGUGUACUGUGAUGCUUACAGUAUAACACCAGAUGUUCUAACUGGUCUGAAAGCCAAAGGCCUUAAACAGAGGUUGGAAAACAAACCAAUAGGACACCAUCUUGGCAAGUUGGCACUGAACUCAGCUAGCACGCCCAUAGGAAUAUAUUGAAGGUUGUCAUAACAGAAUCUCUAUACAUGGCUCUGACUGUUCUCUCUCUCUCCUCUCUCUUAGUUCCUGUGUACGGUGGUGGCUAUCCUGCUGCACUAUUUCUUCAUGGCCAUGUUUGCCUGGCUUUUUGUGGAAGGGCUCCAUAUAUACCGCAUGCAGACAGAGGCACGCAACAUCAACUAUGGAGCCAUGAGGUUCUACUAUGCCAUCGGGUGGGGUGUACCUGCCAUCAUCACAGGUACUCACACAUACUCACACACAUACUCACACACACACACACACACGUCUUAGGAUGACAGCCUAGAUAUGACAGUUCCUUACAUAGCCCUGUUUCAGAAUGGAUUUCUUAAAAACAGCCACAGUGAGGCACAAUACAACUAACACACACACACACACCUGUGCACACAGUGCUACCUCAUCUUACUCUCUCACUGUUCAGGUUUGGCGGUAGGGCUGGAUCCUGAGGGCUAUGGCAACCCAGACUUCUGCUGGAUCUCCAUCUAUGACAAACUCAUCUGGAGCUUCGCUGGACCCAUCGCCAUCGUCAUCCUGGUACUGUCUCACUCUCGUUCUGCGUCAGUCACUUCGUUAGGGCCGGUUCACUGUGUUUGCCUAUGUACCUCUGUAGUAUCUAGUCUCAUGUAGGUCUGCCUCAUUGCUGUCUCUUUGUUACAGAUAAACGGUGGGAUGUUUCUGAUUGUGGCGCGCAUGUCCUGCAACCCCUCCCAGAAAGAGACCAAGAAACUACCUGUCAUGUGAGUGACCCAGAGAGGUUGGACAGAUGGCAUAAUAGGCCAGGUUCUGCUGAUGAUGAGGAAUACAAUUCUAUUGCAGUAACAGACCUUUAAAUUCAGCCAUAAAAGCCUUUUCAUUUCCCUGGCUGACACGCUCUCUCUCUCUCUCUGUCUCUCCAGUGGCACUAUACGCAGUGCCUUCCUCCUGCUGCUCCUGGCCACCUCUACCUGGUUAUUUGGGCUGAUGGCUGUCAACAACAGUAUUCUGGCCUUCCAUUACAUCUUCAUUGUACUAUGCUUACUGCAGGUACUGAACGUGACGUGUGUGUGUGUGUGUGUGUGUGUGUGUGUGUGUGUGUGUGAGAGUGUGUUUGUGUGUGUGUGUGUAUGCCCAAUUAGACUGUGUGAGUUGCUUUUUGGUCUUGCUGAGUACUUGGUGGUGUGUUUUGGAGUUAAUGUGUGUUAUUGUGUGUUAUUGUGUGUUAUUGUGUGUUAUUGUGGGUUAAUGUGUGUUAUUGUGUGUUAAUGUGUGUGUUCCCCUCAUCCCCUCUGCCCAGGGUCUUGCUGUGUUCCUGGUGUUCACGGUGCUGAACGCCGAGGUGCAGGAGGUCUGGAAGUUGUCGUGUCUGGGUAGGAAGAGCCCCAACGAGGACACGCCCAGAGCCCCACAAAUCCCUGUGAGCAUGGCACCCUCCCCUCCACCACACACACGCACACACACACGCACACACACAUCUGGCUCCAUUCUACCACACACAUCACCCCCCAAUCCACAUCAGCACACCCUGGCCUUCCCUUAACAUUACCCCCUCAGGGCUUUUCACUUGACCCAGAUUCCACAAUGUACUGUGCUUAGCCUACCUUAUUAAGAUUUGUACCACUGACUCAUCUGGGGAAUGAUUGUUGCUGUGUUUUCUGUCAUUUAUUUGGACUCGACUAGCACGGUUUGACGUAGAAUGUUGAUGUGUGCUCCUGAAUGUAUUUUUGAACACGUGUGUGUUUUGUGUGUCUGUCUGUCUGUCUGUCUGUGUGUGUGUGUGUGUGUGUGUGUGUGUGUGUGUGUGUGUGUGUGUGUGUGUGUCCAGGGUCAAAACCCCUACAACAAUGCGUCGUUGCUGGAGCAGAGCGGACUGCACCGCAUCACCCUGGGAGCCUCCACUAUCUCCUCUGUCAGCAGUGCUCGGUCAGUAGGCCAUCUGAGAUACACAGGGUCUGAAACAUAUAGGUGCGGUUUCCCAGACACAGAUUAAGCUUAGUCCUGGACUAAAAAGCUCUUUCAAUGGAGAUUCUCUAUUGACCCAAUAGUAGGGUCAACCUGUAUCCGGGAAACUGACUUCUAUUGUUAGUAUACUGUAUGUAGAUCAGGCUUAUGGAGCCUGCCUAAUCAGGCUUAUGUAGCCUGCCUAAUGUAGUGGUCAGUAGUCUCAGUGUCUGUGAUGGAAUGUGUAAAUACUUUGGUUAACACCUCCUUUCCUCCCACAGAGAAAACCUGCUGGCCCGCCAGACCUUGGAACACAAUCUGGGACACACUGGCGCCACAGACCUGGACGUGGCCAUGUUCCAUAGAGACGGAGGUACCCCCCACCCCACACACACACACUAGGGCUGCACGAUAUGGGCAAAAAAAUCGAAUAGCGAUUUGAUUUUUUUUAACAAAUAAAACUGUUGGAAUCAUAAAAAUACAAUGAUUCAUAUUAAGAAGCAAAGUGGAAAGCAGCAUCGUUCUUGUUUGGAACAAUCUGUUGACUGCAUCUGACCUAACAGAACAACAGCAUGCAAACGUAUAGUGGCUCUAACAGCUUGGAGGAGGGACUGUGCUGCUUGAGUGGCAGGGGGCGGGGCUUGGUGUGUGACGUCACAGCCGCAAGAGGAGAGAGGGAAAGAGACGACAAACGAGUCAACUAUAAAAACUGCUGAGUGGCCUUUUAAAAUAUUUCAUGCGAUAUGGAUCUAUUGCGAUAUGGAUUUUGCACAUGUCAAUAUUGCACAAUUUGAUUAAUUGUGCAGCCCUAACACACACACGCACGUGCACGCACACAGGACUCUAGGAAUGUGCACAUAAACAUGCAUUGUAAAACAAAUAAACACAUUCAUAAACACUCUAGGGUUAUAAUACUGUAUACAAUACAAGUCAAAUGAUAACAAAUGUGCAUGACCUCUUUUUGCUUUUAAUAGUAACUGAGACUAUAACUGGUUCUAUAACCUCUCUCUCUCAAUUCAAUUCAAUUUAAGGGUUUUAUUGGCAUGGGAAACAUAUGUUUACAUUGUCAAAGCAAGUGAAAUAGAUAAUAAACCUAUCUCUCUCUCUCUCUCUCUCUCUGUCUCUUUCUGUCUCUCUGUCUCUCUCUCUCUCUCUCUCUCUCUCGCUUUCCCUGUCUCUCUCUGUCUCUCUGUCUCUCUCUCUCCUCUCAGGUGAGGACUCGGACUCAGACUCAGAUCUCUCUUUAGAAGAGGAACAUAGUCUCUCCAUCCCCUCCUCCGAGAGUGAGGACAACGUUCGUCUCCGUGGACGCAUCCAGCGACGCUUCAAACGCACCAAUCACAGUGAGCGGCUUCUCACAGAGCCCGCCCACAACGGCACCAAAGGUACACAGACAGACACAAUGGAAAUGCAAGACUGAUAGACUCAUAGAUUCACAAAUUAAAGCAAUUCAUACGUUAUGUAUGUAUGUAAGUAUGUGAUACCUAUAAAUGCCAUACCAAUAUGCAAACACACUCUGAAAAUGUCAGACACAGAGAUCCAUAAAUCAAUAAAAAUCAUUAUGCAUUUAAAGAAGUAUGGCACUUCUACAAAACCCUCUCUCAUAUUGGAUACAGUUGUGAUUUAUUUGGAAUUGUUGGCCAAUGGCAAUUGUCCAUCUUUGUGUAUCAGACCUGGAUGGCAAUGAUCUGCUCUCCUAUUGGCCAGCACUGGAGGAGAGCGAGGUCCACUCCCUGCAGAAGUGGGGCUCAGAGCGCCGCCUAGUGGCUGACUAUAGCAAGGACACCGCCAACAACAACCAGCCUGAGACUGUGCUGACCAGCGGGGACGAGAACGGCCUGACAGGACAGCCCAACCGCCACCGCAAGGGUGAGACACACACGCACAUGCAGGCACAUACACGCAUGCACACACACACACAUACACACUCAGCCCGACUACCACAGAAAGGGUCACAAACUCAGUAACAUUGCCCCAGUAACCUUUCUAUUCUGCUAAUGACCAGCUAUUAUUACCAUACAGAUAAAUGUAAACUCAAACACCAAAAUACCUAUUAACCCUUUUUUCUAAUCUCUCCCUGCUGACUCAGGCAUCUUGAAGAACCGCAUUGACUGUCCCCCGGCCCUGCAGGGUCUCUCCACCAUGGGCCAGGCCCCCAGCGAACUCUCCUGGUACCGCACCUCCACCCUGGGCCACAGGGGUGUCCCGGCAGCCUCCUACGGUCGCAUGUACUCUGGGACAGGCUCCCUGUCUGGCACGGGCUCCUUGUCCCAGCCCGCCUCCCGGUACUCCUCCAGGGAGCACUUGGACUCUCUGGCCCGCCGCCAGCUCUCCAGAGACCCCCUGGGCCGCCAGGCUGGAGGAGGGUCCCAGAACCGUCUGGACCGCCAGGGUCCCCGGGACAACCUGGACCUGCUGCCCCGCCGGCGUGAGCCGGGCCUAGACAGAGCCUCCAGGGAGAACCUGAGCAGCUCCAGAGACAGGCUGGAUGUCCACCAGCACAGCACCCACGCCUCCCAGGAGGACUUGAGUGGGAAUGGGGGUGUGGAGCCCGGUCUGGGGGGGUCGCGCUCCCAGCUCAACACCCUGACACGGCGCCAGGCCUCCUCCCGUGAACACCUAGGAGGAGCGCUGAUGAGCAGCCGCUCCCGCGAGCAGCUGGAGGCCAACGGGAGCGGCGGGGUGACCCAGUCCCAGCCCUGCAGGGAGUGGCUUCGCACCCUGCCCCCCCGCCAGCCCUCGCACCCCGACCAGCCCCCGCCCUCCUCCCCUCCUCCCCCCAUCAGCGAGGAACCCCAGGAGCCCCCCCUACCCCGCCGCGGCCGGCUGGACUCUGCCCCCCAGUGUAGGUUUCCCCUCCCUGCCCCCGGCGCCCCCCCCAGCCGCCACCCGUCCAGCGAGCACCUGGACAUCCUUUCCUCAAUCUUGGCCUCCUUCAGCUCCUCCGUGCUCACCCCCCCAGCCCCCUCCUCAGCACAGGGACCCUCCCCCUCCCCGCCCCACUCCGCCACCUCCCACAGCAUCUCUGAGGUCUCCCCAGACUCUGAGUAAGUCCUGCACUCUCACUCACCUUCAUCUACCUGCUUCCUCUCCUCUUCACACUCCUG